This is a messenger RNA of Ficedula albicollis (Collared flycatcher), 3875 nucleotides long. RefSeq names its product trans-golgi network protein 2 (gene TGOLN2). The transcript is spliced from 4 exons. The record is from RefSeq and is a predicted model, not a curated record. NCBI's taxonomy places the organism in Eukaryota, Metazoa, Chordata, Aves, Passeriformes, Muscicapidae. The coding region runs from base 28 to 1521 and encodes 497 amino acids.
GGAAGCGGCGCUGAGGGCCUGCCCGCCAUGGAGGCGCCGCGGCCGGUGCUGCUGCUCCUGGCGCUCCUGGGGCUCCUGCUGCUCCUGAGGCUCCGCGCGGCGGCAGAAACCUCGCAAACGCAUACCGGCCAAUCUUCCGCAGUGCCUGAGGCAGCCGAGACAGCUGGAGCGGAUGACGACCAGGACCACAGGAGCCUGUUCACAGAUAACAGAGGCGAGAAGGAUAAAUCCAGCAAUGGCGACUUCCAAACAGACCUGAGCGAUGGGACCAGGGUGGAUGAUGAGCAGAAGACAAACGAGGAGCAGAACGACGACAUUCUGAUUGGAAAUGGCAGUAAUGAGGAGGAGAGGGAAAACGAGGGUGGCCAAGGUGCAAAUGAGAUUGGAGAAAGCGGCAAUGCAGGAGGCAGGGGACAGAGAGAUGAAGACCAGAACAGCAGCAAUGGUAACACAGGCAGUGAUGACCAGGGUGUUGCAGGGACCAACACUGGUGGCCAGAGCAACCCAGGCAGUGGCACUAGUGGCCAAGGCAGUACGACCAACACUGGUGGCCAGGACGGUGCAGGGACCAGUACUGGUGGCCAGGGUGGUGCAGGGACUAACACUGGUGGCCAGGGUGGUGCAGGGACCAGCACUGGUGGCCAGAGCAGCCCAGGCAGUGGCACUAGUGGCCAAGGCAGUACGACCAACACUGGUGGCCAGGACGGUACAGGGACCAGCACUGGUGGCCAGGGCAACCCAAGCAGUGGCACUGGUGACCAAGGCAGUACAGACACUGGCACUGGUGGCAAGACUGACAGCCACAACAACAAUGAGCAGAGCACAGAGCAGGAGGGCAGUGUCAACAAGAACAGCCAGGAUGGCAGCCAGGCAGGCAGCCCUGGGAAGGGGGGCACCAAGGAGAACAGCAGUGAGAAAAACAACCCUGGUACUGGGAAGAGCGGUGGCGACAAGGACAGUGGAAACACAAAUGGCAGCAGCACUCAGGACAGCACCAACAAUGACCAGGGCAGCAGUGACAAGAGCAGGGCUGGCACCCAGGGCAGCGAGGCCAGCAAUGGGCACAUAAACGGGGUCACCAGCCAAGGCAGCAGUGGUGGGCAACAGGCCCAGACUGAGACCCAGGGCAGUGCUGGUGAGAGCCAGGGUACUGCUGGUGGCGAGCAGCCUCAGGGCCAGGACAAUGUAGAGAACUCCCAGGAGGACCAAAGCCCUGGGGCACACUCCACUGUGGAGGAAAACGAAGAAAACACCGCAGAGGAUGUGGCUGACGCUGAGGAGGGCAGGGACACCUCCUCAGAUCAGGACAGAGGGAAGAGUGUUCCCUCCCUGCCCAGGGCCCGCUCGGAGAGCAGCCAUUUCUUUGCCUACCUGGUGACCACAGCCAUCAUCGUCGCAGCCCUGUACGUGGCCUACCACAACAAACGCAAGAUUAUUGCUUUUGCUCUGGAAGGAAAAAGAUCGAAAACUGGUCGACGGCCCAAAUCUGGUGAUUAUCAGAGACUGGAUCAAAAGAUCUAGAUUCCUCCUCAGAUGAUGACGGCCACUGAUGGGAGUGCAGUGUUGCCACAGUUGGAUUUCAGUCCACGGCAAGGAGGGGAAACGCUUUUUGUUUUGCACCUGCACCUUGAUAAAACCUCCCACUUCCCUAAAUUGCUCCUUUCCCAGCUGCCUUGUUUUUCCCCUGGGCAACUGGCUGCUGGAAAAGCCAGUCCCAGAACUGCACAUCCAGAACUUCUGUGUCCCAAUGCAAUGGAAUUUGCCAUCUGCUGGACUGACCCCUCCUUUUGGGGGGGGAAAUUAAGGUUCUGCUGCACAAUGAGCCAUGGGACUGUCCCUUGCCUGGGAACAAAGCUGCCUUGGUCUCCCCCUCCUUCUGCUCCAUCUGUUGGAAUUGGAUACUCAGAUUGGGAGCAUGUGAGUUCUCUUGUGCUUGUUUGGAAUUGACCCACCACAGAUUUGGAUUUGGGUUUUCUCUCCCUGGUCAAUUUUCCUGUUCCACACCCAGAUUUCCUUGUUCACGCACGCCUUUGGCCAUGCUGAAGCAGUUUUUGCAGUGUAGCUCAAACUCUUCAUGCUCUCUUUUCCCUGCCAGUCCUCCCAGUUCAACUGUUUGCACUGGGGGUGUUGGUUGUGGUGUGGUGCUGUGGAGAAGGGGGUCAGGCUGGGAAAGCACUAUGCCCUGUUGGGGUCAGGACUUCAGAUGGGAAGAUUGCUUCCUCCCCCUUGUCAAGUGUAGGAAAGAAGGAAUGUAAAUCCCUGAGGAGUUUGGGAUGAGUGAAGCUCCCAGUCCCUCCAGUUGUGUUGGACUGGUACUGGUCAGACCAAGGGCUGCCAAGGGCAUUGGUGCCACAGUUACACCUGUGAGGUGGUUUUUAUUCCUGUAGUUCCCUCCCCAGAGGUUUGUUCAAGCUGGCAUGUUACUGGAGAGAGGGCACAAAGUACCUGCUUGGCUCCUGCUUUGGAUUUUCCCAGGACAGACAAAAAAAUAAGAUUUGAGGAACCCAGAGCUCCUCACAUGGGCACCCAACUGUGCCACAUCAGGUGCCAGGCAUGUGCCAGUCCCACACUUGCCGACUGACUGCAUGGGAAGAAUCCCAGGAUGGUUAAAUUCCCUCCUGUCAGGCUUUUCUCUGGGCUUCCCAGGCUUGGGAACAAUCAGCUCCUUGCCCUGUGGUUACCUUGGACAAGGGCAGAGCCAUUUUCUGGUCACUGUGAAAGCUGCAGCUCUAGUUUUUAUUUCCUAACAGUUCAUUCUAAGAGGAAAAAGAGGGCUUGACCUUCUCCAAACCCUAAAAUCGUCCUUUCCCCUUUUUGCUGGCUCUUGGCAAGCACAAGGAGCAUGAGAAUCCCUCUUGGCUUUAAAGAGGUCUCAGAGUUUCCCGAGGAAACAUCUAGGAUGCUAAAAGGAGUUCCAGGAGUUGUUUUGAAGAACAGCAGGGAAGGGAAAGGGAAACAGGGCUGGGAAUGUAACUCUAGGAGAAAAGGAUGGGAACAUCCUGCGCCAAAGCACCCUGUUCCAGAGCUCCUGUGGGAUCAGCCAGGCUGGGGGGGCUGCUUUAGGGCAGAGUCGGGGAGGGGGUCACUGCUUUUGGCUGAUGGCAGCAGGGAGACAAACCCAGUUCCAGUGUGUGGAAUUUCGUGUGCUCCUGGGCUGCUCCAGCCAGGCUUUUUGGAGUGUGUGAGCUUUUUGGAGUGUGAGUGCUCUCUGCUUCCUUUGUCCUGUUGGUUUGUUUUUGGUUUUUUUUUUAAUUGAAUGGUAAUUUAGAUCUUUUUUUUUUUCCUGCUUAUUUUUCUAUCCUGGGAGCUGUUUCAAAUCCUCUCUUGCUCCAAGCUGUGGGAAUUCCACCCUGCUGCCAUCAGGGGAGGGAAUAUUUUGGACCUCAAACACCUCGAUCCCAGGCUGAGCCAAGCACAAGCUCCUUAGGGUAAUGAGGACACACCUCACAGCUCUGGGAAGCACUGGGUGUGGGGAGAGGCAGAUCUCACACCAGGCUGAACUGGGGGCUUUUCCCCCCAAAAUCUCCCUGCCAGCUCUUCCUGAGGCUGCUGUAUUCUACCAACAGUCCAGGCUGCCCCAGAGCUCUGGGAAUUGCCCCCAGUUUGCUGAGUUUAUGGUGUCCAUGUGACGUGUCCCAAAGGGUCAGGGUGCGAGAACCUUUCCCUUUGGACGCAUGUUUUCCAUGGAUGGUGUCUCUUGGUACAGAGGGUUUUUUUGCCAAAUUCUCCUACUUUUUUGGGCUUGAACCAGCACAUGAUUGUUUUCUGCUGCAAUGAAACGCACCUUGCUUGGAAGGAUCAGAAUUUUUUACAGUUCUUUGUACUGUUUUUUUAUUUUCUGUGUGGUGAAAUCAGUAAAUGGAUUUAAAAAGACC